Molecule: messenger RNA, 2107 nt
Organism: Thamnophis sirtalis
Lineage: Eukaryota; Metazoa; Chordata; Lepidosauria; Squamata; Natricidae
Source: RefSeq, a predicted model, not a curated record
UUAGUGUAACAAAAGAAGCUGUAAUAAAAGAGCCAUAGCCAUGAAUGAUGUUAAGCGUGAUAUAGAAUUCUUAUUAUCAGAUUUAAAUCAUAUUUAGUAACCAAGAAGAAAACUUAUAAUCAUAAAGUGCUGAUAAAUCAUAUUUUAAUAUCUUAUUUUUAUUAUCUUAGAAUGUUUCAAGGACAUGAAAACAAAUUCUUUUCUUUCCACAGGGCGUGAUAAUGCAUGUGAGAAAACAUCAUACAUGUUCCUGAGAAAAGAGCUUCCUGUGCGACUUGCUAAUACAAUGAGAGAAGUAAAUUUGUUGCCUGAGAACUUGUUGAAUAGGCCUUCUGUUAAGCUAGUACAAAGUUGGUAUAUGCAGAGCUUUCUUGAGCUUUUACAGUAUGAAAAUAAAAGUCCUGAAGAUCCACAUGUGUUAGAUAACUUUUUAGAUAUCUUAAUUAAAGUCAGGAAUCGACACAAUGAUGUUGUUCCUACAAUGGCCCAAGGAGUUAUUGAAUACAAAGAAAAGUAUGGAUUUGAUCCUUUUGUGAGCAGUAAUAUUCAAUAUUUUUUAGAUAGAUUCUAUACCAAUCGCAUCUCAUUUCGUAUGCUUAUUAAUCAGCACACACUGCUUUUUGGUGGAGUCACCAAUCCUGCUCAUCCAAAACAUAUUGGGAGCAUUGAUCCUACUUGUAAUGUGGCUGAUGUAGUGGAAGAUGCCUUUGCAACUGCCAAGAUGUUGUGCGAGCAAUAUUAUCAAGUAGCACCUGAUUUGGAAAUUGAAGAAUUCAAUGCUAAAGCACCCGGCAGGCCCAUUCAGGUUGUCUAUGUACCCUCGCAUUUGUUUCAUAUGCUUUUCGAAUUGUUUAAGAAUUCAAUGCGAGCUACAGUGGAGCUAUAUGAAGGUAAAUGCAAAAGCUAUCCAUCAAUUAAAACAUUAGUCACUUUGGGAAAAGAAGACCUAUCAAUAAAGAUAAGUGAUAAAGGUGGUGGUGUACCUCUGAGAAAAAUAGAUCGCCUUUUUAAUUACAUGUAUUCAACUGCUCCCAGGCCUAGUUUGGAGCCAUCAAGAGCUGUGCCUUUGGCUGGAUAUGGGUAUGGUCUGCCAAUAUCUCGUCUUUAUGCUCGAUAUUUUCAAGGUGACCUCAAAUUAUAUUCUAUGGAAGGAGUUGGUACAGAUGCAGUAAUCUAUUUGAAGGCAUUAUCAAGUGAAUCUUUUGAAAGACUACCAGUUUUUAAUAAGUCAGCUUGGCGACAUUACAAAACCACUCCAGAAGCAGAUGAUUGGAGUAACCCUAGCAGUGAACCAAGAGAUGCUUCCAAGUAUAAAGCUAACAGAUAAUUUACCAACAUUUUCACUUUGAUACAUACUUGCAUUCAACAAUGCUUUGUUUCAGUUUCAAAACUCCUCUAAAUAUAGAUUUCUUUAGCAAGAUCUGUUCAGAAAUUUGAAAUAGCAAGAACAGAGGGCUUGAAGGACUGACAUUAUGCAUUUUUGGUGUGAGUUAUUGUAAUUACUUUGCCAAAACAUGCUUGAUUAUUAAGUUAUAAAUUACAGAGAGGGUUGCACUAUGACUGCAGUUAGAUUAUAAAAUUGUACAGUAAAAAGGUACUAUUUUUAAGAUCACUUUCUAGUCCUAUGUAAUAAUUGAACAAAAUGUUUUGACUUGUUAUUUGGCAGUAAUGUCUUACAUAGCAUUAUAAUGCAACAAAAAAAAUCUUGUGUACUUGAAUGUGUUCAUAGAAAACUCAUUGCUGCAUUUUUAUAUGGCACUAUAUAAUCUAUUAUCUAAAAAUGCUCAUUAUUAUGGAAGUUUGUCAGAUCUUAUAUCAGUAUAUGAUUUUUAUGUUAUCAAAAAAGUCCUUAGGGCUUUAAAUGUUUUGUUUCUAAUUCCCAGUUUGAAGAGCAAAUUUAUUUAAUACUGAUUUCGUUUUCAUGGAAAAUAGUCAGACUUUCAUUUUGCAGGCAUGGUCUUGAUAAAGUUUUUCUCUUUUGGUUUAUAGCUUCAAUAUUGUAAAUGUGUAAACUGCAUCUUCUGCUAGGCCAAAUCUAUUGAUAAAUAAGAUAAUUAUGUUUUAUAAUUGAAGUAUUUUAUACUAAUAAUAAAACAAUAAUUUCAAA